AUGUAUUUUGAGCAAGUACUUCAUGGCACAAAUAAAUCACUUCCGGCAUCUGACCAAAAAUUGAUGAUACUACUUCCUGAUGCUGUCAAGAACAUUGUUUCCUGGCUUGUAGACAAACCCAAGAGGUAAGCAAUUACCAUUCAAUACUCGUAUACUCGACGUGCUUUGUUGUCGAAAUGUUUUGACUUUUGAAAGAAAAGAUUUGGCGUUGCAAGGCAAGGUUCAUAUUUGACUACCGCUACCACUGCCUCUCACUGGCAUCUGAUUGGGUUAAUCGGAUAUACCAAUCGCAUCUGUAAAAGUGAUGACACUACAGUACAAGAGAAUGGUAGUCCCCCAUCCCCUGCCAACCCUCUCCUAGUGUCGUAUACCACACUGUAUUAUUUUCCCCCUUCCAUUUUAGUUUAUUAGCGAACGAAAUAAUUUGGAAUGUUAUUCGAGACUUGAUCAAUGCUUUACCUGAGCCAUUUAGAGAGGCACAAGAGAAAUAUAUUCAACGUUUUUCAAAUGUAAAAGGAACUGCUUCCAGAUCGAAGACAUGUACUCGUUUGACCGACAGUUAUUUUGCAUAUGCUACAGCACUACUGUUUGUGAAUGAAAACUUGUCAGAAGAUGCCAGGAUUAAAGCGGUAAGAUUAUAUUUUAUUAUAUAAAGUAUAGUGCUUUAUAGAGAUUUCGAGCACUGAUAACAGUGAUAAUCUCACAUGUGAGAUUAUUCAUGAUAAUCUCACAUGUGAAAAUUAUCGCUUUUCAAUUAUCGCUUUUCUGUAGAAAUUAUCGCUUUUCAAAGGUUGUCCUUUAUAUAAUAAACAGAAAAAUACAUGGGUGCUUGGAAAUACCAGAUUUAUUUCUCGUGUUGAACAUGAUAUCUCACUCGUUCGCUGCGCUCACUCUUGAGAUAUCAUGUUCAACACUCGAAAUAAAUCUGGUAUUUCCAAGCACCCAUGUAUUAUUCUCUAUUUAUUGUAUGUCGGUGGAAUCCAUCUGUUUAUAAUUGUAGUAGGAGUACAUUGUAUAUGAAUUUUUGCACGCCUGCAAGUAAUCAGGGCCUUUUUUAAGGAAUUUUCCCGCGGGUGGAUUUUUUGAAAAAGGACCUUUCUGUGAGAUAAUAUAUUAGAGGGUAUAGCAAUGGCGGAAGGCCUUGUGUGUGGCCGACAUACCAUGCCAAUCUCGUUCCCCGAGCCUGCGAUCCUUGGGAAGGAAACGAAGGCUCUGGGAUAAUCCAUCUCAGACAUACCGAAAACUGUAUGUCGACCAAACUGCGCAUGCGUUGCCAAAAGCAAAACAAAUUGUUUGAAAUAUUUUAUUGUUUCGUCUAUAAAAUGAUUAUUUUUUCGGGGUUUUGGUGGAAAUGUUGAUGUUCUUCAUAGUGGGAUACAAAAGGUGUGUUAGCGGCUGAAUAAGGAAAAUAUUGCGUGUGAAACAGGGUCAGUAUAGAGCCGGCAGGAGUCGCGAAGAGUGCUGUUGUCGAAGAAAAAUGUCACAAUUAAUUGUAAUCUUGUCCAUUCACCUCUGUGUCAGUUUGAAAAAGCUUUAAAUGUAGAGCAUUUGUGAUUCCUCCAGCAUAAUUUAGCCGUUUAACGCUAUUAUGUUUCUAAUGGUUGAAAGAGCGCGUGGAAAGGGCAAUUUUCAAGAACAAAAACAGUUACAAUGUACUGUGUAUUAAUUGCUACUGUAGUAUUAAAAUACCUGAAGAGUCUCAAUUCUAAUAUUAAGUCGUUUAUAAACCUUGAUAAUAUUAAAGUUUUCAGAAGAUUUGUAUAUCAAAGGAAUAUUAAAAGGAAUUUAGACUUAUAAAACAUAUCAUUAAAAAUAUGAAUAUAGUGAAUUCCAUAUUUGUAUUGUGUUAUCAUCUCUAGAAAUUAACAAUUUAUAAACCAAAUCCUUGUUAUAUUUUUUAACUGCCCUUAUAGCUUUCCUUUAAUAUUUGCAAGCAGUUUAGUAGGUUAGGGAUGCAACAGCACUAUUCAAAUUAUUGAAUUGUAACCAAAUUUUGUGUCUGGAUAGGAAUUUUACUAUUAAAGAUUUACAGUUUGUAAUGAGAGUUGGAGCAAGUUAAGCUGCAAUGUGCCUCAGUUUGCCCUACUUUGUUAUUUUAAGCUGUUUAAUGCCAGAAUUUUUUCUCGUCAAGGGGAAAGUAUUGGACUUUGAUAUUGGUAUUUGAAUGGGUUAACCAGUCCAUCUGCAUGUCUACCAGCUAUCUUUGGUUAUUAAUUAUCUCAUUAGAUCAUUGCUAAUUAUCUCAUUAGAUCAAUGCUCUUAGUGCACCUUUUUUGUUAUUUCACUGUACUUCUGGACAAUAUUUCUCACCAAUGGCCAGAAAUGUACUUGACUUCAUGUUGAUUACUGCCAUUAAUUAAUUAACUACUGUACUAAAUAGGACAUUCAAGGUUGGAGAUGUAAUAGCAAUAGAGGUUGCUAUCAUUGUAGCAUUCAGGGGCGUCGCUGGCCCAAAUUGUCAGGCAUUUGGCAAUUUAUUGUAUCGGCAAUCAGAAAAUUGUUUUCGUGGCCAGCAUGAUUUGAAUUGGAUAGGAAUGGAAAAACUGAGUUUUUGUUGCCCCUUCUCAGAGUAGGUAUGUGUUGUUUUAUAGUGUAAAUAACAAGUUUUGAUAUUGCAAUCAAACUGACAGGGUAGUUGUCAUGACCAUGGUAAUAAAAAUAUUUCUAUGGCUUGGCAUUUACAUUGGGCAAUUUUUCAUCAUUCAUCACAAAUUUAUACCUGCACCCUAGGUGGUUCCCUGCAGGGGGUCAUAACAGGGGGAAGCUGAUGAAAAUCAUUUCUGGUAUUAGUGGCUGAUCACUAUCAUUUAAUAUUUUUGUGAAUAGAACAUUUCUUUAAAAAAGUAUAUGAAUUUAUUAAAAAUAUUUAUAUGGUUUCCCAAUCUGGAAUUCAUACUUGGAUGAAAAGGUUUAUGAUGUUUUCUUGGACAGAAUCCAAUUAAUACAACCUCGUACAGAGUGCAGGGCUUCUGAGAAUUACUGUGUGGACAAGAUUAAUAAAGGGAUUGCCAAUUUGGCAUAUUGUACUACUCAAUAAAUUUAAAUUAUUAAAUACUUUCUGCUACAGUUAGCUGUAAUAUUAUACUGUAUAUUAUUGUUUUUCAUAUGACGUCAUAAAUUUGACGGGGGUCAACUCUAAAUCGAGACACAGUCAUCAGAGUGAAUUAAUUUUUCACUGUAUGUGUUGGGCUUGUGUUUGGUGGCAAAUACAUGCAAUUUCAUAUCAUUUGCUCACUCCAGUACAGCAUAAGCAUCAAUACAUUUUAGGUUGACCCCACGUCAGAACGUGCAAAAUGCCUAAUGAAACCCCAGAAUUCAUUGUAUGUAUUAGGUGUAGGCAGACUGGAAUACAAGUUAAUAUCACUGCCUGCGAAAUUGUGGUUUAUUUAGAGAAUAAAGGUUUUUUGAACACUUCUAUAAAUAAAUUAUAACAACAAAAGAUUCAUAUGCAUGUACCCAUAUAGGGAAAGGUUACAUGCUACAAGUUAAAAUGAGUAUUACAUACUCCUGCACUUGAAAAGUUUACAGUACAGUAUAUACAUUAAAUAAUAAAAUAUAAAUCCCAAGAUUGGAUUUAUUGAAACUAGUCAUUAGCUAGUUCUUCGCAAUUAAAUAACACAAAGACAAAUUAAUAAAAGUUAUUAACCAUUUCUGACACAAAUAGUAUUUGCAAAAUAUAGCACAUAUUUGAUAUUAUAGUCAAAUAGUACAGUGUACUGACAGUACUGUAUACUAUGUAUAGAUUAAAACUACAGAAAACCUGUACAACACAAAUAUGAGUAAAGUUUUCACGCUCCAUUUAACUGUUGUGAUAUUAUACGCAUUAAGUAUACGUUUCUCUGCAUUUCCUUUGUAGUAUUAGUAUAUAGCACAGCUCUGAAACACCAAAACAAUAUUCGUACACUCCUAAACGGCCGCCAUGUUGUAUAUAAAAAUAUACGGUUAAAAAUUAAUUUUUGCAAAAUUGCAACAUUCCAUUGUAUACCAGCUACCAAUCAUAUUCAUUUCUGACAUGGAUUAUCCCAGAGCCUUCGUUUCCUUCCCAAGGAUCGCAGGCUCGGGGAACGAGAUUGCAUACCAUGCAUGAACAUGGGGGUCUGGGGCAUACUCCGCCCAGAAAAUUUUUGAAUUUGAAGCCCGGAAAUCCAAUUUCAUGCAUUCUGAGCAUCCAAAUUUGUUCUAAAAUUUAUGCUAACUAUACUUGUAUUUGAAAUAAAAGAAGGAAAAAAAAGCACAAAACGUUUAACCCUAACUUAUUAUUACUUAUUACCACUGAUCUGAAAUAAGACUGGAUAACGCAUCUAUAGUAUGCAAAAGUUAAGCCGGAAGUCACCGGCCGCCACCCGAUUCUGGGGCCCCACUUUUGUAUAGAUUUGUAUUACAGACGGUAGUUUUUCGCGUUUUUUGCCUUGGCUACGUUUCCGACCGGGCCAAUUUUACAAUCACAAAGAUAGAAGCAUAUAAGAAGAAUUUUGAGCAAAAAAUUUGGAGUAUUAUGGCUUUAUAACGCCGCGAAACGUGAUUUACAACUCCGAAGGAGUGGAGAGCCUCAGACUUUGUUUAUCAACACGAGCUCGUUUUGCUACUUUCAUACAAAAUCAACUCAAAAUAUACAAGAAUUACUGUUACUGGACGAAUAUUCUCAGGAAAUUUGAAGAAAUGAAGCAGCUACAUCGUGAACGAAAGCGUACAGAGGUUAGUUUUAAAAUACCUUGAGGCUACUUUUAUAAUUAUAUGAAUUAAAUAACAUUAUAUUGAGUCAUUGUUUAUAAGGCCUGUUCUAAACGUCGUAUCUUACAUGUGCCGAAUGCAUUUAAAACAUUAGAUAAUCAGCUGAAAUGCCUCAUCAUUCGGCGCAUGCAAAAUGCGACGUUUAGAACAGGCUUAAUUUGGAUUAAAAAUAUUUGAUUGUCACUUGUCUUCCUACUUUAAAACAUAUAAAACUUCUCGACAAGGCGCCGAGGAAUGCUCUUGACAAAAUUGAUAUUUAAAACUGUUCCUUAUAAAUUCAUAUAAAUAUUAUAAAAGUAGCCUCAAGGUAUUUUAAAACUAUUUAGACCUCAGUACGCUUUUGUUCACAAUGUAGCUGCUUCAUGGCUUCAAAUUUCCUGAGAAUAUUCGUCCAGUAACAGUAAUUCCUGUAUAUUUUGAGUUGAUUUUGUAUGAAAGUAGCAAAACGAGCUCGUGUUGAUAAACGAAGUCUGAGGCUCUCCACUCCUUCAGAGUUGUAAAUCCCGUUUCGCGGCGUUAUAAAGCCAUAAUACUCCAAAUUUUUUGCUCAAAAUUCUUCUUGUAUGCUUCUAUCUUUGUGAUUGUAAAAUUGGCCCGGUCGGAAACGUAGCCAAGGCAAAAAAACGCGAAAAACUACCGUCUGUAAUACAAACCUAUACAAAAGUGGGGCCCCAGAAUCGGGUGACGGCCGGUGACUUCCGGCUUCACUUUUGUAUACUAUAGAUGCGUUAUCCAGUCUUAUUUCAGAUCAGUGCUUAUUACAGGGAAAUAGCGAUGGCCGAAGGCCACGUGUGUGGGGGCAUACUCUCACAGAAAAUUUUUGAAAUUUAAACGUCGGAAAUGUCAUUUCUUGCAUUUUGAGCAUCCAAAUUUGCUCUAAAAUUUAUGCUAACUAUAUUGAAAUAAAAGAAGGGAAAAAAGCACAAAAAGUUAAAAAAAAAUUAACCAUAAUUUAUCAUUACUUAUUAGAAGGGAAUAGCAAUGGCCAAAGGCCACGUGUGUGGGUGCAUACUCUCUCAGAAAAUUUUUGAAAUUUGAAGCCCGGAAGUGCCAUUAAUUUCCUACAUUUUGAGCUUCCAAAUUUGCUCUAAAAUUUAUGCUAACUAAACUUGUAAUUGAAAUAAAAGAAGGAAAAACGCACAAAAAAACAAAAGAUAAAGCCUAAAACUUACUUUCCGUUUAUCUAUUUGUUAUUCUUCGCUGGUUUGUUUUCUACAAAUUUAGGAAAAAGGGACUUUUCCUAACUCAAUUUUCACGUUCAGAAAAUAGUGGGAUAGAAUCAAGCAUAUUUUAUACAUGCAGGCCUGCAAUUAAUUAAAUUUCCUUUGAGCGACAAAUGUCUGGCCAAUAUAUUUAUAUCCGUUUUUUUUGGGAAUGGGCAGAAUAAUGACAAAGUGGGGUAUAACUCAAUCUUCAGGUUCAGAAAAUGGUGCGAUAUAAAUCAAGCAUAUUUUAUACAUGUAUCGUGUCCUUUUUUAAAUCUGAAGAUGGUGUUCUACUCCAAAACGUAGACUUGGAUCAAGUCCGUAUCUCUAGAGUCCGAGUCGCGAAGCGACGAGAUGGUUAUUUGCUAAGCAUUAUUUGCUAAGUCAGUGACAAAAGAACAUUAUUCAAACAGAAUAAUUUAUGGAUACAUUGAAGGCAAAACAUUACAUUUACGAAAAUAAUACUAUUGACCAUAAAGAUUAGAUAAAUUUAAUUUUCGUUCUAAAAUAUUUUGCAGUAAUUUUUGUUGUUUAUUAGCCUGAAGACGGGCAGCUUUACUGCCCGCGAAACGUUGCUCUUAAUAACUUGCCUUCAUUUCCACCGUAUUGAGCGUGGUCUUUCCAGUAAUUACCAUACCCUCUAAUUAUCAAAGCGAUUUAAUUCUAUCGAAUGAGAUGCCCGAAAUCCUGAUAUUUACCCAUAUAUCUGGUACAUUGGCAUCAUCUUACUAUGGCAGCAGGUCGAUUCGAAUUCCUGCAAGAGGGAUUGACAGUAGUAUUUUUCGUAGCUGCUCUUGAUUAGAUCUAAUAAUAAUGUGUGUAACACCGUUUUACUGUAACUUCAUUUGAUACAUCUUUAUAGGCAGCGGAAAUGUUUAGAGAGAUAAAAAGUGAAUUCAUUGAUGGCUUGGAGGAACAAACAUGGAUGGACAAUGCAACGCGCGCUCAGGCUCGCCUUAAGGUCAGUGACCGUUAUGGCAAGAAAGUAUGGUAGAGAGAAAAUGCAUGGUGACAAUCCAUUCCAGAAAGUGUGUAUGUGUGUGUGUGUGGGCGGCCGGUGGACUGGAGGCAUGUCCCCCCUUAAAUGUUAUGCUAUUUUCACACGAUCUCUUGGGGCAAAACGUAUAAUUUUUAUUUUUCAAUUGAAACUUUGAAAUGCUGUGGGAUAGGGUGUUUUUAGAGGUUGUUAUAUCCAUUGAGAAGAUUUGUUUUUUGAGGAAAUUAAGAAUUUCAAUCGCAAAAUGAUGUCAGUCCACCACAACUCACCGAGUAUUAAUCAUGGCAAAAUAUGGUAAAAAGUGGAGGGUGUUUAUAUAUUUAUCACCCCUCCCCAAUAGUGACAGGAAGCGACCCCCUCCAGGCGCCCUUGAGCAAAUGGUCUAUUUAGGUACUGUUCAUUAUUUAUAACCAUGGUUGGUACCGAACAGAAGCGAAACACAGUGUAAUUUUUUUAUUUACCCAACCUCAACAUUGGUCAAAAUAAUGUUUACCCAACCUAUGUGUUACUGUCCUUCAUAAUAAUUAAACACACAAGAUUAUGGUGACAGAAAUCAAGUUGCCUAAAUUCUAAAAGUUCAAUCUCACUGAGUGCGCCAAAGCAAUCACGUUCCUGCUGAUCAAUGAUAGAGUCCACUGAUCGUCUGUUUUGGUACAGAAUGUAUUGUACACAUUUUCCUACAUAUUUUCCAAUAUGCAUGGUAAUUUUGGUUUUAUUUUAUAGCUGACAAACAGCCAUAAUUUUUUUACCAAACCCAUGAGCUAGUCAAAAACUUGAUUACCCAACCCAUAUCUCUUCGGUACCAACCCUGGGUGUAAAUAAUGAACGGUCCCUAAUAUUUUAUUUUAUAAUAGUGAUUACUUUUUACAUAUAACUAGUUAAAGAAAAUGAAGGAAUGGAUUGGUUUUCCAUCGUUUAUUAAGAAUCCUGUCAAGCUGAACAAAUUUUAUGAAAAUGU
This is a messenger RNA of Paramuricea clavata, 7891 nucleotides long. NCBI's taxonomy places the organism in Eukaryota, Metazoa, Cnidaria, Anthozoa, Malacalcyonacea, Plexauridae. The record is from the annotation of a GenBank genome assembly.